Messenger RNA from Ictalurus punctatus (channel catfish), 3048 nucleotides. RefSeq names its product selenophosphate synthetase 3 (gene sephs3). Gene Ontology annotation, biological process: L-selenocysteine biosynthetic process. Gene Ontology annotation, molecular function: ATP binding; selenide, water dikinase activity. The record is from RefSeq and is a predicted model, not a curated record. Lineage: Eukaryota; Metazoa; Chordata; Actinopteri; Siluriformes; Ictaluridae. The transcript is spliced from 8 exons. Gene Ontology annotation, cellular component: cytoplasm.
CAUCAUCCAUAUUCACUUCCUUGUAGGAAACGACAUUUGUUAGUCCACGCCGUUUCGUUAUUUUGCCGUGUGAAUGAGAGGCGACUAACAGGCGAGAGCUAGCCAUGUCCGGUUCGUCACCGUCGUCUGUUUCGGCAGGACACUCGGCCUUUUACCCGGCCGGCUACCAGGCUCCAGAAACUCGUGGCCUGGACCGCAAUUUUCGGCUCACGGCCUUUUCCGAUAUGAAAGGAUGAGGGUGCAAAGUCCCGCAGGAGACACUGCUCAAACUCCUGCAGGGACUGGAGCCCGAGGUUCAGCCGGAACAGGACGGAAUGGGGACAGGAGCCGGGGACGAGGCCUCGGAGUUCGGUCAGCUAGCUCCGGUCUCACAUGGUCCCCGGUUAGGCAUUGGGAUGGAUUCUUGUGUCAUUCCCUUGAGGCAUGGAGGUUUGUCCCUGAUCCAGACUACAGAUUUCUUCUAUCCGUUAGUUGAAGAUCCUUAUAUGAUGGGUCGUAUAGCUUGUGCAAAUGUGUUGAGCGAUCUGUACGCCAUGGGAAUUACUGAUUGUGACAACAUGCUGAUGCUAUUGAGUGUCAGUCAGCGGAUGAGCGAGAAGGAGAGAGAGCAGGUGAUGCCCUUAUUGAUGAAGGGUUUCCGUGAUGCAGCUGAAGAGGGCGGGACUUCCGUGACAGGCGGACAGACAGUUGUGAACCCUUGGAUCAUCAUAGGGGGUGUGGCCACAGUAGUGUGCCAGCCUACUGACUUCAUUAUGCCAGAUGGUGCAGUACCAGGUGACGUUCUCGUUCUGACAAAACCUCUUGGAACCCAAGUAGCCGUCAACGCUCAUCAGUGGCUGAAUAUACCUGAAAAAUGGAACAAGAUCAAGUUGGUGAUCUCAAAGGAGGAGGUGGAGCAUGCAUAUCAAGAGGCCAUGCUCAACAUGGCUACCCUUAACCGCACUGCUGCUGCUCUGAUGCACAAGUUCAAUGCACAUGCUGCCACGGACAUCACCGGCUUCGGGAUCAUUGGGCAUGCACGGAACCUGGCCAAGCAGCAGUGCAACGAAGUGGCCUUUGUUAUCCACAACCUGCCAAUCCUUGCUAAGAUGGCUGCUGUCAGCAAAGCCGGGGGGAACCUCUUCGGCCUUCUGCACGGCACCUCCUCCGAGACUUCAGGUGGUUUGCUGAUCUGUCUUCCGCGGGAGCAGGCAGCACGUUUCUGUGCCGAGAUGAAAGCGAGCCGGACGAGCUCUGUGGGCGAUGGACAGCAGGCCUGGAUAAUUGGAAUCGUGGAGAAGGGUAGCCGCUGUGCACGCAUCAUCGACAAGCCCCGCAUCAUUGAGGUGCCCUAUCGUGGUCUCGCAGCAGGAAACGCACAGGAGGGUGCAAACACGGUCACCACUCCUACCAACACCAACAGCAGCCCCGCUGAAGUUCAGCCCAGCCUGGCACAGUGACACAGCCUCUAACACAAGAGUGUAAUAGGAAUGUUCAUUGUACAUAUUUGUGCUUCAUACAUUCUCUCUCUCUCUCUCUCUCUCUCUCUCUCUCUCUCUCUCUCUCUCUCUCUCUCUCUCUCUCUCUCUCUCUCUCUCUCUCGUCGUGUGAGUCUUGAAGGGUGUGUACUUUUGAAAUGUGUGGUAUGUAGUUCCUGCUGGUAAGACUGGAAGUGUGUGUGAGCGAAUGCAUGCAUGUAGUGAGAUCGAGUGUGAUAGUGUGUGUGAGUCCGAGGGAAUAUGAGCGAAGGGAUUUAUGCAUUCACUCCGCUUUUCAUUUCAUCUCCCUGUUCAGCCGAUGGGUUGAGAGCAACAGACCAAAAAUUUUCUUUUUACCUGGUGGGAGGUGGAAUGGAUUGCUUGUCUUUUUUAUUAUUUUCUUUCUUUUUCAUCCACCUUACUCGGUCAGUCAAGUGAUAGAAAAGCUCUUGUUACUUAGGAUCAUGUUUAUUAAGUCUUGUAAAUGCCCCCUCCCCUUUCAGCCCUUGGGUAUAUUUUUGCUGAAAAGAAUCUUCACUCAGCAUAGCAGUUCAAGUGUUAUAGUUAAAGAGCUGGCAUAAGUCACAAAACUCAAACUGAUAGCUUUGUUGGAAGCACUAACAUUUUUCAGUUUUCACUGAAUCACAUUUCUGAACAAUUCCAGAUUCUUUCGAUCAAAUGCAUGCUUUUUUUUUUCUCUCUCUCUCUCUGUAUUUUUUUAAAAAAAUGACAAUCAAAGUUAAUUAAAUCCAGUAGAAAACAUUCAGCAAACCUUGGCGAAUUCAAAUACAAUCAAAUGAUAGAUGAAAAUGAUAUUUAAUAUGGGCAUAUUUAAUUUAUUUGAUAUUUAAUUAUGUAAUUUGUUUUUGCAUCUUCAUAGAUUCGAAUUCAAUCAAUGAAAUUAGGGAAGGUUAAUUAACUGAUUAUUCUGGUGCUGUUGUUUUUAGUUCUGAUCAGCUUGACUUUCUCAUAUGGUUGCUUAGCUAUCUGAGAUGGUUGAAUGACUUGUUAGAUGUUUACAUUCUUUAAAGUCUCUGGAAUGUGUGCAUUAGAAUUAAUUUGUGAAACAUUUUGCCUUUGAUCAUGUGCUAUGUGUGUCUGUACUGAGGUUAGCAUUGGGGUCUUAUGUAUUUAGGCUGCAGUAGCUUUUGGGAGACCUAUUUUUGUGAUUAGAAUUAUGGCAAGCCUGUUUUCCUUUUAAUGCUGAGGUGUAUGUCACUCUUCUCUCUCUCUCUCUCUCUCUCUCCCUCCCUCCCUCCCUCCCUGUGCUAGUGUUAAUUUUAGUGGGUAAAUGGAUGUCUGACUCCUCCCUGUGUAUCAAAGAGAGGAUUGAGCAGCUCUCUUUGAUUCUGUGGGUGAGACUGGAAUCCUAGAGGCAUCAGCUGAAUGGCUGCAGUGGAUUAGAAGCACUCACCCUUCCUUAUCAUGAUGCGUUUCCCAUUAAACCCCAGCCAAUGGGGGUGGGAGAAGUUGAUGUUACUUGUAAGGAUGGGUGGGAACUGGUCUGUUUGGUCUAUUCAGCUGACUCGGGCUUUGUCCAGAUUUACUUGUCAUCUUAAGACAAUAAAACAGAUAAAGUGAUUUGUGUAAA